GCAAAAUAGUGGUCCACAGUUUUUAGCUAAAUAAGCAAUAAAAGUAAAAAGUAUAGAACUUAAAACAGAUGUUUCCUUUUUACAGAUAAUGUACUUUUAGAAGUACACCUUCGUUAUCCUUCUGGUGCAGCCCAUGAGGCAGGUUUAGGCAGUUUUAUGGUAACAAUUCCUCACACAAGAAGUGGAAGAAACAACAAACCUAAACAGCUCUCGUAAAAACAAUAUUCUCUGGGGAUGCAGUGAAAAGUGUAGGCUAUAAUCAUGAGCAUACCGAGAAUAAUGGUCUUUCGACCAACCUGGGAAGAGUUCCAGGAUUUCCCGGCAUACAUUGACUAUAUGGAGUCGAAGGGAGCUCACAAGGCUGGUCUCGUAAAGGUUGUACCGCCCCCGGAAUGGGUCCCGCGGAAGCAAGGAUACGACAUAAAGGAUAUCAACGUGACCAUACGUACACCGAUCUCGCAGGUGGUAUCGGGUAGGCAGGGCCUUUACCAGCAGCUAAACAUUCAGAAGCGAGCGAUGACAGUGCAGGAGUUUUACGAGAAAACGCAGGAGGAGCGACAUGCCACACCGAAGCACUUUGACUAUGCGGAUAUAGAGAAGAAAUUUUGGAAGAACAUAACGUAUGUCGCUCCCAUAUAUGGUGCGGACGUACCGGGCAGUUUGACCGAUCCGGACGUGAAGGUGUGGAACAUCAACUGCCUCGGGACCAUACUGGAUUACGUCAAUGCGGAUUAUAAUAUAUCGAUCGCAGGUGUGAACACGGCCUAUCUGUACUUUGGCAUGUGGAAAACCACGUUCGCAUGGCACACCGAAGAUAUGGAUUUGUAUUCGAUAAAUUAUCUGCACUUUGGAGCACCUAAGACGUGGUAUGCCAUCCCGCCCGAGCAUGGUCGCAAGCUGGAGAAGCUGGCGGAACGCAUGUUCUCGUUAAACUACCAGGAGUGUAAAGCGUUCAUGCGUCACAAGAUGACACUCAUUAGUACGCAGAUGCUGAAAGCGCACGGCAUACCGUUCAACAAGAUCACCCAGGAACCGGGCGAAAUAAUGAUCACCUUCCCGUACGGUUACCAUGCCGGGUUUAAUCAUGGCUUUAAUUGUGCGGAAUCGACCAAUUUUGCCACCGAACGAUGGAUCGAAUACGGCAAACGUGCGUCCGUAUGUAAUUGCCGCCCGGAUAUGGUGAAAAUUUCAAUGGAAACGUUUGUGCGUCGCUUUCAGCCGGAAGUGUACGAACUGUGGUUGCGUGGAGAAGAGUAUGGAUACCAUCCCGAAGAUCCAAACACCUUAUGCCUAGCACCGAAACCGAUGUUGCCCAAAAACUUCAAGAGCAAAUGCACCGAUAUAUCCGUUCCACAGAAGCGAGGCUGUGCACCGUUAAAAAUGGAGAAAAAGAAGGUAGCGAAAAAGACGAGCGAAAAGGCGAAAGAUAGACUGAAAUCCGUCUGGAGCAAGCUGGAGGGAAGGGAGUGCGGUGUCGCGACUGAUCUGCUUAUCGAUGGGCCAGUGAAAAGUAGCGCCAAACUAACCGAUCGCUUCCACACACGUACGAUCGAUCUGAUCAACGACAAUGCCGUUUAGUGGUGAUGAACGUUGAAUGGUUAGGAAUGCAAACGUUUACGAUCCUUUGGUAGUGCGUUAGUAGCGCACACUGUCGCUAUUAUGCAAGCCGGGAAAAUGAACACGACGUAGUGUAAUGUUAGUUUUGUACUGAACAACACAAUAUGUCUAAUGUAAUGGUUGAAAAUGGAACAGUGGUCAGAAGCAACCGUGCAAGGCAGACGGUAUUCGUCAGAAGCCGUGCUUGCGCAUGCCCUUAUUGCUGUGCAAUUAAUUGAUAGUUAGGUCAAUUUUGCGUUACUAGUAUUUGUAUUUCAUGGCCCGGUUAAAAAUAGUAUAUUUGAUAGUGCACGACUGAGCAAACGACACGCCUGAUCUGGAGACUUAGGACUAUGGGUAAUUCAAGUCAUAGGUAGCCUGACAGGUACGGCUAGACAGAUCGUUGCCUGCAACGGUUGUUCAGUUAACUUACAAGAGAAUGGUAAAGUAUUUGCAAUGGUAUUAUUGCAAUUACAAUGCACUGUUCGACCCUCUAGAUAAAGCAGAUCUCACAACGGAUACCGAUCCAUCUCGGUCGAAUCGUGCAGUCCUAGGAGAGUGAUGUGUGCGUGUGUUUUCUCCUUAUUUGUUCACUUCACUUCAAAACCCUCAACAUCAGUUUACCGGUACCGGUGGUUCGUGAUAUACGACCACUAGGCAACUGUAUGCAAUAAUUAAAUCUGCACAGCAACACUCAGCUAAGUAACGUAUGCUGCCUCGAUGUUGUCUCCCGGGAUGGGCAGCAACAUAAUGGGGGAUUGUUGCACUACACUAGAAUUCAUGUCCGUUCAUCGCAGAUUGGCCGGCAAAGGCAUAAUGCUGGAGAUCGGUUACUGCAUCGUUAAGCUACCAAAGUGCAUGAUGGUGGGCGCACGCCACCACCAGCUGGGGGAUGUCCGUCGAAGGAAAGGCAACAUAUUUAAUGUAUACAUUUAAAGAUGAGUUUGAGUUUGAGCUUAAGUAGCAUAUACUCAUUGACGCCCUCGACCGACUGUGGGUUUACACGUUCACACGCAUAGAAAUGGGAGGUGGUGGUCAAGGGAAACCUCGAACGCAAGACGAAAGGCGCCUAGCAAUAAAUAUUAAUCUUUUAUGUUCUACCCAAAAACCGGGAAGCUGAUUUUCGUUUCUCAACAAGGGCUUGCAAUAAUGCAACGGAACGGUGGAUAAAUAUAAAGUGUCAGUUACAGAAAAAAAGUCCGAAAUAACCAGUAGCUUCAGAUCGAUGAACGAUACCUCGAUACCGUUCCCGGGUAAAAUGAUGAUAUUAUUAGCAGCAAUAAUAAUUACAUACUACCAUACAUAUAUAUACAUACACAUGCACG
Messenger RNA from Anopheles moucheti, 2921 nucleotides. RefSeq names its product probable lysine-specific demethylase 4A (gene Kdm4A). Gene Ontology annotation, cellular component: nucleus. Lineage: Eukaryota; Metazoa; Arthropoda; Insecta; Diptera; Culicidae. Gene Ontology annotation, molecular function: histone H3K9 demethylase activity; histone H3K36 demethylase activity. The record is from RefSeq and is a predicted model, not a curated record. The coding region runs from base 262 to 1578 and encodes 438 amino acids. The transcript has 3 exons. Gene Ontology annotation, biological process: chromatin remodeling.